CAGAGCGGACUUGGUUGUUGAUUACAUUUUUCAGGAGAGAAGCAGCUCCGCAGGUGGAGGGAUGAGUCUCUCCCCUGUGAUUGGCACAGAAGUGCCAGAAACAGCUAAUGGGGUCGUCAUACCUGUCGCCUCGGAGAACGGCCCUCAUGUUUCGGUCUCGGUGAAAUGCGGGGGAAGCAGCAGAACACCUUGUCCUGGAGAGGCAUCAGAGGACCACUCCCUUGGAUACACAGAAAACCAUGUCGAUGUGGAAAACAGAGUUUAUGAUGGCGAAGGUCGCUUGGAUACAGAGAUGGCCAUUAAUGAGGCAAAGUCUAGUUUAUUGUUGCACACCUCUUGGGUGACAGACCCCUCCCUCCCAGCUGCAACAUGCACAGGGGACUCAGGAUCAGGAUCCAUCACCAGAGACAUUCCUGAGGCCUCUAAUUCUGUCGGGCCUCCUGGAGCAGGUCUGCUGUGGGACUCAGCUCACACCAAAGACUCAUCUCAGCAAGGACACUCUGUCACCACAGACAGACAGCAGACAGAGGCAGAGACUGUAGAUGGAGGCACUGACAGCCAGGAGAAGGAGAAACAGGAUGAUGAGGAUGACGAGAAGAAUGAAAACAAGUGGAGGGAUCAAUAUGCAGGAGGGAGAAUACAGAUGGAUCCUUCACAACACUACUCGUCCUCGGCCCCCGGUCCUAGCACCUCCUCCUCUUCCUCUCCCCCACCUCCUCUUCUUCUCUCAGAUGACACACCCUGCCCUCCCCAUGUCAUGGCCCAGGUCUGGGUUCGCAACGUCCGGGGGAUGCAGGAUAGCAAGAGCCUGGAUGAAAUCAGCCAAGCGUGUGGAGGCGGUUCAGGUGCCCGGGGAGGGGGCAGAAGCGGCCAAUCAGAGGGCCGACGGGCCACUAUCUCCUCUGCGCUGGAGCUAGAGGGGACGGUCAGCCACGAUGGAGACCUGACUAACUUCAUCACCAAGAACCUGGAGCAGAAGAUCAAGAUGAGCUCCAAGCCCAGUCUGGACUGCAGUGAUUCGGACUGUUCAGGUCCCAUCUACAGAAGUCGGGGGUUGUCACGGAGACCAGCGGACAUUCCACCCAUUGAUCCCACUGUCCUGUUGGACCUUCAAAGACACACACAGGAAGUGGCGCACAGUGUGGAGAUGAUGAUGCGGAGCCUCAAUGGAACCAUCCAGAAUAUGACAGCUCUGAGUGUGGGCUACAUCCAGACCUACAGAGACUCAGUUGACAGCCUGGGAGAGUCUGUGGACAUGAGUAUAAAGGGCAUGUACACGCUGAUGGCUCGCUGUGAGGAGCUGGACCGUUCCAUGCAGCCCAUACACACCCUGGCUGCACAGAUCCGUGACAUCAAACGCACCCUAGAUGCUCUGGAGGCGAUCUGCAAGUAACCCCGCAUGUCUGGCACGAAAACACAAUCCCAGCUGCAAAGUUCCAACACCAAGCACAUCCUGAACGAGGCCGUCUGCAAGUAACUCCACCCCUCUGCAGGUAGCACACACACACUGCAGUGAAGAUUAAGUGCACCUCUGGAGUUUUGGAAACAUUUCUACUAGGCAUGCUGGAUGAUUGGCACUCAUAGGCCCUCCGCUUGUUCAUUGUUUGAAGAUGACCUUGUUUGUGUUGUGAGAUCUCAAAUGAAUUGCGCUUGAUUCGCUCUCGGGUCUGAGCUUUUUCUUUUUUUUUUUUCUUAAAGCAGCCUCACUUCCUCUAACAAAAUCUCACAAAAUAACCAUUUUUGGAGACGCUUGGUCAAGUGCCCUGAACACACCCACACACAGACACACAUGAAGAUGUGGGGACAGACACCCUCUCUCCCCACUUUACAGGAGGAAUUGUGUGUUGUUAUCCGUCCAGCCCCGCUUGGUUGAGAUUGCACUGACAUCUCCUCUCCACGUGGGGGCGAUGUUUUUCUCACUGUUUCUUUCUGCCUAUGGAGAGAUCAGUAUAAACUGCUCAGAAGACUGUGACUUUUGCAAAGGAACAGAGAGUCUAUUUUUUAAUCUUAUGCAACAAAGAUCAGAUUCUUUCACUGAACGCUAAACGAAGGGAGUGGAGCAUUAAAUCUCUGUCUGUCUGUCUGUCUGUCUUUUUUAUGUUUAUUUAUUCAAUUUUCUCAUCUUGCAUGCUUUUUCAAAAACAAUGCUUCUCUCAGACAUUGGGAACUGACCAGUACAGCCAGAUUCAGCUCAAAUGCUGCUUGAGGCUUGUUGUCAAGAGUGAGAGUGUUUCACUUUUUCCACUCAGACUCUCCGACUGUUCAGUCAAUUGAAUCAUCAAUUUUAAAAAAGCAGUUAAACUUAAAUGGCUGCUCCUCUAAUUUUAAAGCUAGUGCCACGCGUCGGUUGGGUUAAAGUCUCACUUUCUCCGCCUGUGUCGCUGGAAUCCGAGAUGUUCUCGAAAACAUAACUGGAAAAAUAUCCUAUGUAGCCUUCACAGUGGCUUUAAAUCUCUGAAAAGCUUCAGGUACUUAGGAUUUGACUUUUAGAUGCCAUCAAAAGUGUAAACACUUUAUGCAAGGCAGAUAAGGUUAGCCAACCUGAGGAUUUUUCAUGAAAUUUGAAGCCAAUCAAAAUCUUUCCAUUUCCAAACUGUUUUCAUUUCUUGUUAACAAACUGCUCAGUGUCAUGAACAGUCCAGUUCAGCCAAUUUACAGAACUAAUAUAUGCAUUACAAGAGCUCAGUUUCAAAACACAUUUUUAAUCCAUUCUAUUCUUCUUGAAUGAUGGUUGUCACCACUUUGCCAACCAGUGACUUAAAUUAGCUGCUAAUCUUCAACCGUUAAUGAAUUAUUUGAUGUUUUUGGUCGGAACGGUAGGUUUUAGUUUUACUCCUGUGAAAUGGUGGAUACCUUACUUUGGAACAAAACUCUCCACUGAUUCUGCGUUGACCACAUCUGGCUUUGAAUCUUGGAAAAUGUGUAAAUUAAAGACAGAUUGCUUAAAGUUUGCUCCUGAUUGUACUGAACAGUUACAGAGAAAUUACACCAAACAACAGUUAAGUUUCAGUGCAGCGUGCCCGAGCUUUUGUUUUCUUCAGCAUGGAAGAGAUUGAAGAAAGGAGAGUUAAAUGUGGGAACAAUCGCUGGACGGAGUUGGGACACAGCCGUUGGAUGUGGACUGACAUGGACUUGGAUCACUUUUCAUUGAUUGCAAAGUGAGUAUUUAUUAGUUUAAUAGACACUGAAUGAUUGCAGUGUCAUCGGGCUGUUAUUUUACCAACCUAAAGCCAUGUGCUCUCAUGGGGCAUUUUACUUGAUUUAAUGAAGAGACUGUGGUACUUCUGUCUUUGCACUGGUGGCUAGCCUUGUAGUAGAUCAUCGUACGUGUACCUCUUACCGAUGGCAGGCAAUAUGUAAUUUGGCGUGAGUAGUGUUAAUGGUGUUGUGCUGGCUUUCUUACAUGGGACAGUUCAGAUCUUUUGGCAUAUUUAAUUUACAAAAUGUUAUCAGAGCAAUACUGCAAGCAAAGUACAUGUUUUAAUCUUGGCCAUAAUUGAUGCCUAAAUCGUCUAUAAAAUGCGUAAUUUUUAAACGUCUUUUCAAAGUGGAACUUAGAGCAUCAGUGUGACUGCAUUGUCUAAACUGUCUCUACACUCAGCUCUGCGCAUUUUAAUCACGUUAUUAGCUCGGAUUGCAUCCAGUGUAACAUCUACUCUUAGUCGUCUUGUCACUUUCCUCAACAUUGUUGGCAAAGGUUGAAAAUUAUCAAGCAAAAAUUCAAAGAGAGAGGGUAGCAUCAUAAAGAACCUUAUAUCAAAGUUUAUAGUCAUCCCGCUCCUUUGACGAAACCGAAAUUUGCUCAAACAUGCCCAAGACUGAAAAGAUGUAAAUUGUCUUUUGCAUAUGUAGGUAAAAAUGUCCCGAGAAUGGACAUUCGAGUGUCCUGGUCGAUUUUGGAGGUGAGAAAGAGUUCUUGGCACAGCAGAUGGGAGAGGAAAUAUCGUUUUCUUGUUCAUAAUAUAUAUAAAUGUAUGAUUCAUGAAUUUUCUGUUGUACAAUCAGAUGCACCUGUGUACAUAUGAUCUCUUUCUGUAACUAAAAAUGAUUUAGAUACCCUUCGUCUUGAGUGUAUAUUUUAAUGAAAAAUAACAAAUAAAUUUACAUGA
Molecule: messenger RNA, 4109 nt
Organism: Toxotes jaculatrix (banded archerfish)
Lineage: Eukaryota; Metazoa; Chordata; Actinopteri; Toxotidae
Gene: borcs6
Product: BLOC-1 related complex subunit 6
Exons: 7
Coding region: 62-1393 (443 amino acids)
Biological process (GO): lysosome localization
Cellular component (GO): BORC complex
Source: RefSeq, a predicted model, not a curated record